ACCUUAAGAACAAUUCCCAGUCAAGAUGUCUCUUCUGACAAACAAUAAUGUCAUCGAUGUUAUUGUAUUGUUAGCUACGAUAGUUUUAUUGGGUAUUGCCUAUGUAAGAUAUUGUUAUGGGUAUUGGAAAAGAAAGGGGGUUGUGCAGUUAAGGCCUCAAUUCCCUUUGGGAAAUUAUGGAAAUAAUCUUCCACGAGGAAUCUCAAUAGGAGCCGUAACCAAGAAGUUCUACGAUGAGUUUAGAAGAAAAGGAUUGAAAUUUGGAGGUGUAUAUUUGGGACUAGACCCAUAUUUAGUAAUAGUAGAUCCGAUAUACGCUAAAGACAUUUUAACAAAAGAUUUUCAGUACUUUACGGAUAGAGCACUGUAUUUUAGUAAGAAGAGUCCCAUAACCGUACAUAUUUUAUCUCAAGAAGGUACAGAAUGGAGAGAGGCAAGGGCCAAAUUUACCAACAUAUUCACCUCUGCAAAGAUGAGAUUCUUUUUCGAAACUCUAAAAAAAUGCAGCGAAGAUUUACAAUCAACCUUGAAAGAAUACGUUGAUCAGGAUAAAGAUGUUGAUAUAUUUGAGACUGUAGCUUGUUAUACAACCGACAUCAUUGGAGAUGUAGUUUACGGCAUUCAAGCACAAAGUUUCUCCAAGGAAGGUGCUAUUUUCAGACAAAUGGGAAGAGAGCUGUUUAACGUAUUCAGUAAAUUCUUUCAAUUUAAGAUUUUAAUUACCAUCUGUUAUCCCAAAAUCGCAAAAAUGCUGGGCAUAGUCAAUAUUCAAGGCCAUAUUGGAGAGUUCUUCAUGAAAUUUUUAAAAGAAGCUAUGGAUGUGAGGGUAGCGAACAAGGCUACUAGAUCAGAUUUUCUUCAGCUGCUCAUUGAGAUGAAGAAUUCUGGUGUUGAUCUUACUGACGAUGAAAUGGCUUCUCAGGCAUUUUUGUUUUUCACCGCUGGAUUUGAGACCUCUUCGAUGUCUAGCAGUCUGACAUUAUUUGAGCUAAGUCAACAUCAAGAUGUUCAAGAUAAAAUAAGGGAAGAAAUUAAUGCUGUAUUGAAGAAACACGACGAUAAAAUAUCGUACGACGUACUGAAAGAGAUGAAACUUUUAGAUCAAGCUUUUAAUGAGACUGCGAGGAAGUAUCCUGUUCUAUCCACAAUAACUAGGGUCUGUACGAAGGAUUAUAAACUCGAAGACAACGAUUUUGUUAUCAAAAAAGGUACUCCUGUGCUACUCCCGCUUUUAGGAUACACCCAAGAUCCAGAAUAUUACCCUGAUCCUUUAAAAUGGGAUAUAAAUAGAUUUCAAGAUAAAGACGAGAAACACCUUGGAUACUUUCCUUUUGGAGAUGGGCCUAGAAUUUGUAUGGGAUCAAGAUUUGGAUUAAUGCAAGUCAAACUGGCAUUGGUAUCAGUACUACGUAACUUCAAAGUCUUCGUCAGUCCCAACACCGAAAUACCACUUCAAUUCGAUGAACAAACCUUCGUAACAAAAACUACAGAUAGGAUUUUCUUAAGAUUAAAAAGUAUUUAAACUAAUAAAACAUACGAAUGUACAGUAUUUCUCAUGAUCAUCUUUCGGUGCGUCACAGCAUUGAUUAUAGACACGGAUAUCCGUGUCUAUAAUCAAUGGUCACAGUUUUUCGAUUUCUUUCUAACGCAUUAAAUUGUAUGUGACAGAAAAAAAGGCACGUCGGUGAUUACAUUUCGUCGGUGACAUUUUUAUAACAUUUAUUCUAGUUAUUCUAGUUGUCGAUAGAUGGCGCCAUAAUAAAAAAAUAUUUUUUUUUAAUUAGAUAAUAAUAUUACAAAUAUAAUCUGUAUAAUUUAUAAGACUAUACAAAUCAAAGAAAAUACCAUUUUAUAAAUGCAAGAAACACUUUUGAUUUGUUUUUAUUCCAAAUUGAAAACAAAAUGUGACAACUCUCGGAUUUAACUAAAAUGUCAUGUUAGAAUAAAUGUCAUAAAUGUGUAUUAUCACGGACUUACCCUUUUUCCUAUCAUUUGUUACGCACUGAAAAAUGAUCAUGAGAAAUACUGUAUAUAGUUUAUCUUUAAGUAAUAAAAAUUAUUGUUAUA
Molecule: messenger RNA, 2067 nt
Organism: Diabrotica virgifera virgifera (western corn rootworm)
Lineage: Eukaryota; Metazoa; Arthropoda; Insecta; Coleoptera; Chrysomelidae
Product: probable cytochrome P450 6a14
Exons: 7
Coding region: 26-1522 (498 amino acids)
Molecular function (GO): iron ion binding; heme binding; oxidoreductase activity, acting on paired donors, with incorporation or reduction of molecular oxygen
Source: RefSeq, a predicted model, not a curated record